AUGAAUUGUUUACAUGGAAAACCUGCUGUGUAUUCAACAACGAGUAAUGGAACGUUUUGGUUUUGUGGUGAAAACCCUACGUGCAAUUUUAUUUGUACUGAUAAUGAGUGUUAUAUGUUUGAGAAGGCAAUAACGGCGUGGAGGUGUACGGAGCAGCCCCAUCCGCGGUGUCGUGAUCAUGACAAGCUUGCCAAAAUGUGUGUGGUAAAGGACUUGAUGAAGGAGAAUUACGGGCGGCCAUUUUUUGUGUGUGGCGAGAAGGGAAAGCAGUGUUCGUUUUGGAUGUGGGGCGAUGUGUAUCCGAUUGCGAAGCCGCACAGAUUAACGUUAUAA
Molecule: messenger RNA, 333 nt
Organism: Paramuricea clavata
Lineage: Eukaryota; Metazoa; Cnidaria; Anthozoa; Malacalcyonacea; Plexauridae
Source: the annotation of a GenBank genome assembly